Messenger RNA from Cordyceps fumosorosea ARSEF 2679, 1293 nucleotides. RefSeq lists its product as hypothetical. Gene Ontology annotation, cellular component: cytoplasm. The transcript has 2 exons. NCBI's taxonomy places the organism in Eukaryota, Fungi, Ascomycota, Sordariomycetes, Hypocreales, Cordycipitaceae. The record is from RefSeq and is a predicted model, not a curated record. Bases 1 to 1293 code for a protein of 430 amino acids. Gene Ontology annotation, biological process: regulation of nitrogen utilization; negative regulation of transcription by RNA polymerase II; mitochondria-nucleus signaling pathway.
AUGCCUUCUAGAUUAUACACGCACGUAUUGACAGUGGGUGCCAAUGCUAUUUCCGAGGUCGAUACUGCGUGGACUGAUUCACUCGAGCAAGGUAGAAGAGUAGAGAACGUCAUCUGGAAAGUCUGGCAGCGAGAGCAGCUCGUCGACGACGAGAAGCGACCCUACACCUCCGCUACGGCUCACACUUCGCCUCUGACACCCCCCUCGUGUCCCCAAGAUCUCCCACAGCUCUCUGGUAGCAUCGAUUCACUGUUUGGCGAAGAUGCCACCGAGUCUGUUUGCGAGUUUGCCCCUAUGGGAAUUCGUCCCAGAAUUCAUCGCCCCGACUCUACUAGCAGCCAUGGCAGGCGCAACCACCACAUCAUCCCUGACGACUUGAAAAAGAUUGUCGUUUCUAUUGUCAACGACACUGCUCCUCUCUCCGCACCCACCGCUACCUCCCCUCUUGCUCCCAAGAAGGAGACGGCUCCCAUCGCACCAGCCCCGACUGCGGCCGAGCCCACGACUAACAUAGCUACCAAAACGCGUGCGCUCAUGCCCUCUGAGCUUCCCGUUCACGACUCGUCUCCACAGCCCUCGCAGAUUGAGGUCACCAGUCCCGAAUCCGAGGCUGCUCCCGCCCAUCAAUCUGUCGCCCAGAAGAAGGCAGCGGCCAAGUUUGCUCUUGGUGGCUCCUGUUCUUCUAGUGAGCAGCGCAGCGAUUCUUCCGGGUCCGCUUCUACCAAGAGCGACAUCCAGCCCGCCAAGCCCGUCCUCGCCGAGAGUAUCGCAUCCACCAGCCGCAAAUCUCAGCCUGAGGCAGAUUGUGCUAUCGACUCAGAUACUGACGACGACUACGUUGGUAAGAGCGCCGUUGACGAUGACGACUCCUCUGAUUGGGAAGAUUCCACGGAAGAGAGUGGCAAAUCGAGCGUUGACGAGAAGUUUUUCCAGCGCAUCGAGCCCGAGGUGAACCUGAUUUCCCGCCCCUCGCUCAUCAGUCUCAUGUUCGAUAAUAAGCGCAUAACGCUCGGCGCCUCUCCCAACAAUUCCGAUGAGGGCCCGCUGAUGAUGAAGGACAUGCGUCCUGUCAGCGCCCAGCCCAUCAUUGCCCCUACCAACAAGCACCCUCAAGCAGGCCUGUCGCCGCGAACCACCCGCCGCAACAUGCUCGCUACCGAGCUUACCGAGUCUCUCCGCCGCCAUCUACUCUGGGAACGUCAGCAGAAGACGUCGACUGCAAACGCCGUCCUCAAGCGCCGCCAUACCUCUCACGACGUCGCCAAUCUGAAGCAGUUCCGAAGCCCUGUCUGA